Messenger RNA from Cucumis sativus (cucumber), 1117 nucleotides. Its product is annotated as 40S ribosomal protein S3a. The coding region runs from base 124 to 909 and encodes 261 amino acids. Gene Ontology annotation, cellular component: cytosol; ribosome. The record is from RefSeq and is a predicted model, not a curated record. The transcript has 7 exons. Gene Ontology annotation, molecular function: structural constituent of ribosome. Gene Ontology annotation, biological process: translation. NCBI's taxonomy places the organism in Eukaryota, Viridiplantae, Streptophyta, Magnoliopsida, Cucurbitales, Cucurbitaceae.
UAAAUAAAUAACCAAAAAAAGAGAGCUAUAUAAACACGGAUUUAGGGUUUUUGGAGGCUCUCAAACUUUCUCUGCCUUGCAGCGUUUCAUCUGCAGAGUUAGGGCAACUCACCUCCUUUAGCCAUGGCCGUCGGCAAGAACAAGCGGAUUUCAAAGGGAAAGAAGGGUGGCAAGAAGAAAGCCACCGAUCCAUUUGCCAAGAAGGAUUGGUAUGAUAUCAAGGCUCCUUCAGUUUUCACUGUUAAGAAUGUCGGAAAGACUCUUGUUACUCGCACCCAGGGUACCAAGAUUGCAUCUGAAGGACUCAAACAUAGAGUCUUCGAGAUCUCGUUGGCUGAUCUUCAGGAAGAUGAAGAGCAUGCCUACAGAAAGAUUCGAUUGAGAGCAGAAGAUGUUCAGGGGAGGAAUGUACUGACAAAUUUCUGGGGAAUGAACUUCACCACUGACAAAUUGAGGUCUUUAGUACGCAAGUGGCAUACUUUGAUUGAAGCUCACGUAGAUGUCAAAACCACUGACAACUACACCCUUAGAAUGUUUUGUAUUGGAUUUACCAAGAGAAGGCCAAACCAAGUGAAAAGGACCUGUUAUGCUCAGUCGAGCCAGAUCAGGCAGAUCCGCCGUAAGAUGAGAGAAAUCAUGGUAAACCAAGCAUCCUCCUGCGAUUUGAAGGAAUUGGUUCGCAAGUUCAUUCCCGAGUCAAUUGGCAAGGAGAUUGAAAAGGCAACAUCCAGUAUCUACCCUCUUCAAAAUGUGUUUAUCCGGAAAGUUAAAAUCUUGAAAGCACCCAAAUUUGAUCUUGGGAAGUUGAUGGAGGUUCACGGCGACUACUCAGAAGACGUUGGCGUGAAGGUUGAGAGACCUGCUGACGAAACUGCUGUAGAGGGGGCUACUGAAGUUGUUGGAGCUUGAGUUCAGUUAUGUUAAAGUUCAUUUGAGUUGGAUUAAUCUGUUUUCUUUUUGUUUAAUUUUGGCCCCUUUUGUUUAUUUAAACUUUAGUAUUAACCCGCUUCUCAGUUUAAUCAGAGAGUUGGUUUUGAGGAUGGCAAUUUUGUGCUAUUAGUCAAAGAAUACUUCCAUUGAAUUAAUUUAGCAAAUUGCACCGUUUUUUCCCCUUCCA